AUGCCUACUAAAUGUACUGGAGCAAAAUAAUUAAUAAAAAUCCAAAAUGAAUGUGUUUAUUAAACUAUAGCAUAUUAAGCCGAUUUUUAUUUCGAUAAUAAAACAUUUAAGCCUUUUAAAUUAGCUUUAGAUUUAAGAACUCCAUGGAGUUGGUUAAAAAGUCCUGUAUGUAGAACAUUUACACGAGCAGGUGAAGAAAAGAAUUAAAAUUGUAAUUAUUAUUAAGAUAAUAACUCAAAAUGGUAUAAUUAAACAUAUGAAUGUUAAUCUAAUUAUUGUAAAAAAGUAUAAAGUAGAUGUGGUGAAAUCGAUUAUAUAUAAGAAGGACUUUCUGUUAUUGGUUAAUUUGUUACUACAUAAAUUUAUUUUAAAGACAAAAACUUUGGAAAAAAACCUAUUAAAAAUUGGUAAAUUUUAUGGGCUCAUGGGCUUUCUGGUUAGUCAGAUUUGGAUGCCGAUGGAGUUUUAGGUUUAGGUCUUUAGCAUGUUUAAGAUAAAGAUAUGGAUGAAGAAGAUUAUGAAAAAGAAGAAGAAGAUCCAUAAAUUUAUUUUGAAUAAUUUACUGAUUUAUGGGGAGCUAUUAAUUCAGUUUAUAAAAAAAUAAAAGCAGAGACAUUCGCUUUAUAUUUAGCAGAACAUAAUUCACUAAAAAAAACACUAUUAAUUGGCGAAAAAGUUGUAAAUAUAACUGAUUAUAUUCAUUUACCAGAAAGUUUUUAAUUAUCAUAUACUCCAGUACCAGAUUUAGAAUUUUCCUCUCCUGAAGAAUACGCCCGUGUAUAUUUUUAAUGGAAAGUUCCUUUAAGAUAAAUAGUAUUCAGUUUUGAUCCUAUUUAAAAAAUGGAAUAGAUGAUUAAGGAAGUCCUCAACAAGUAAUUUUAGGGUAUAAUAAUAGGACAGAAAUAAAACUAUAAUAAGAAGCUUAAUUAAGUUUAUAAACAUCGGCUUUGAUUUUACCACAAUAAAUAAUAGACGAUAUAAUUAAUAAUCUUAAUAAAAUAUAUAAUGUUAAUUGUGAUUUAAAAUCCAAAUUUAUCAAUUUCUUAUAAUGUAAUGACAUGAAAAAACAAUUAGAUACUGAAAAUUUAUAAGUAACUAUACAUUUAGAUUCAAUUGAUAGUAAUUAACCAGUAAUACUUUAUAUGAAUUCAAAAGAUUUAGUAUUAGGAUGUUAAAAAAAUAAGAAAAAACUAUUUAAUUGUUAACUAAAUAUAUAAUUAAGUCAUGAUAAUAAAAUAAUACUAGGAGAUUCUGCUUUCCGUAAUAAUUUCAUGGUCUUUGAUAUUGCAAACAGAAAAAUAGGUUUCGCUCCUGCAAAAUCAAUUUAUAAUGAAAAAACUCUCAUGAGUGAAUUAAUUGAAAUUAUUAGUGAAGUAGAAGAUGUUAUUUAAUAAGAUAUUAUUUUUUUAAUUAGAUUUUUCGCAUUAGUUGUUAUUUCAGCUAUUAUUCUUUUCUGUUUUGUAAAUGGAAAAAAAGUCUAUAAAAUCCUAUAGAGAAGAUUUAGAUAUAAAACUGUUAAUGAUCCAUCUGAAAUAGCCUAUUAAGCUACUAAUAUUAGCAUUAGAAGAAAUAUUACGGAUGAUAGUAAUGUUAUUGAAUAAAUUUAAGAAUUAGAAUAAGAUGAAAGAUUAGAUGCUCUUUGAAAGUGUUAUU
This is a messenger RNA of Ichthyophthirius multifiliis, 1653 nucleotides long. RefSeq lists its product as hypothetical. NCBI's taxonomy places the organism in Eukaryota, Ciliophora, Oligohymenophorea, Hymenostomatida. The record is from RefSeq and is a predicted model, not a curated record. The transcript has 5 exons.